AUGAUUCCACCUGCGGAUUCUCUUCUGAAAUAUGAUAAUCCAGUGCUGGUGAGCAAGAACACAGAAAGGAAGUCACCAAAGGACCGGCCUUUGAAAGUCAGUCAACAACAGUCAACUAUCCCUGGCCAAGUCCCAUCUCCGCCCAAGCCCAAGAGCCCAGGGAAUGAGGGUGACAGGCAGCAAACUGAAGAGAUCCUGAAUUCCAUCCUACCACCCAGAGAAUGGAUUGAGAACAACCAGCUGUGGGUACAGCAGGUGUCCAGCACACCUUGUACACGAAUGGAUGUAGUCCACCUGCAGGAACAGCUGGACUUAAAACUCCAGCAGAGGCAAGCCAGAGAGACGGGCAUCUGCCCAGUGCGGCGGGAGCUCUACACACAGUGCUUUGACGAACUGAUAAGACAGGUCACCAUAAACUGCGCUGAGAGAGGGCUGCUGCUUUUACGGGUACGAGAUGAGAUUCGCAUGACCAUCGCUGCGUACAAGACGCUUUACGAGAGCAGCGUGGCGUUCGGGAUGAGAAAAGCACUUCAGGCCGAACAGGGCAAGUCUCACACGGAGAAGAGGAUUGCCGAUUUGGAGAAUGAGAAGCGUGAUCUGGAGCGUCAAGUGAACGAACAGAGGGCCAAAUGCGAAGCCAUCGAGCGUCGAGAGGCGGAACGCCGGCAGGUGGAAGAGAAGAAACACGCAGAGGAGAUUCAGUUCCUCAAACGCACCAACCAGCAGCUAAAGGCUCAGUUGGAGGGUAUCAUAGCCCCUAAGAAGUGA
This is a messenger RNA of Chanos chanos (milkfish), 768 nucleotides long. It is a transcript of the gene dnali1, whose product is annotated as dynein, axonemal, light intermediate chain 1. Gene Ontology annotation, cellular component: ciliary base; axoneme. The transcript has 6 exons. Bases 1 to 768 code for a protein of 255 amino acids. Lineage: Eukaryota; Metazoa; Chordata; Actinopteri; Gonorynchiformes; Chanidae. The record is from RefSeq and is a predicted model, not a curated record. Gene Ontology annotation, molecular function: dynein heavy chain binding.